AUGGGCGCGGGUUUUGGACCUCUCAAGGGUCAUCGCGGGCUGUUGUUGGAUGCUCUCGAGUCGGUGCGGAUGGUAACGGCAGAUGGAAGGCUAGUCACAGCAACAGCGAGGCAAAAUCCUGACCUUUUUUGGGCCGUUCGCGGAGUAGGCGCCAACUUUGGUGUCGUCACCUCCGCGACUUUCAAGGUUUACGAUAUCACCAACAAGGGGCAAGUCAUGGUCGCCGACCUGGUCUAUCCGGCCACCGCCAAUCAUACCUUUUGGAGGACCUUGCAGUCCUUCGAGCACGCAAUGCCGUCUCGAUUGGCCCUGACUGCAGUAGCGGUCUACAACCGGACCAUCGAUCUGCCGCUGAUCGUGCUCCAUGCGGUCUAUUUUGGUCCGCAGGAAGAUGGCGAAGCUUAUUUGGAGCCUUUCAAGGACCUUGGCCCCCUUGUGAGCAACAUCACCAUGAUUCCCCAGAAUACCAUGUUUCCUUCUGACCAUGGAACCUGCGUGCCUAAUCAACGUAUAAACCUCUACACCCUCGCCCUCAAACAGUUCGAUCCGCCUACCUUCGACUCAUUCUAUGCCCGUCUUACGGACUUUUGGCGUGAGUAUCCUGAGCUACCAAGGCCGCCUUCUAAUAGGCAGCGCUUCUCCAACGAUGCCGUGGCAGCGGUACCGGAUGCUGAGACAGCGUACCCAUGGCGUGAUGCGAUUGCACACAUGAACAUCGAAAGUUUCUAUACCGACCCCGGCAACGAUGACGCCAUAAAUGAGUUUGUCACGCCGGCCCGUGCCCGGUUUGCAGAGACGAGCGGUUUCGACACCCUUGCCACCUAUGUAAACUUUGCGCACGGAGACGAGGGUCCCACGGCAUGGUAUUCCGCACGCAAGCUGCAGAAGCUGUCGGCCUUGAAGAGACAGUGGGAUCCGAAGGGGCUUUUCAGUUGGCACAAUCCGGUGCCAAUGAGAUGGGACCUAGAUAUCAGUGAGAAGGAACACCUAGGGAAUCAGAAACUACCGGAAUGA
Letharia columbiana is the source of this 1014-nucleotide messenger RNA. RefSeq lists its product as uncharacterized. Lineage: Eukaryota; Fungi; Ascomycota; Lecanoromycetes; Lecanorales; Parmeliaceae. The transcript has 3 exons. Gene Ontology annotation, molecular function: FAD binding; oxidoreductase activity. Bases 1 to 1014 code for a protein of 337 amino acids. The record is from RefSeq and is a predicted model, not a curated record.